This is a messenger RNA of Effrenium voratum, 1212 nucleotides long. Lineage: Eukaryota; Dinophyceae; Suessiales; Symbiodiniaceae. The record is from the annotation of a GenBank genome assembly.
AUGUCCACCUCGACCACUGGCAGCCAGACGGGCAGCCAGGCUGGCAGCAGAGGCCGAUCUUCCGGCGUCAGCAACUGCUCCUGGUACCGCAGCUUCAGCGACAUGGCGCGGAACAUGCGCCAGGAGAGCGCCCAAAUGUCCCGGCUCAUGGACCGCCUGCGGGAGGUGGGCUACGACGAGCUGGGCUCGCCCUUCAGCACGCACUCCACGGAGGCCAGCAGCCCUGGAGAGGACCUGACCGAUUCCCCGGAGACCCAAAAGAUCAAGGCGCAGCUGGUGGACAUGAACCGGCACAUGAAGCUGACGAAGAAGAUGUACCGAGCGAUGGACGGCUUGCUGCGAAUGCAUUCCUUGGACCAAGCCUUCGCAAACGCUGACGGCCAGUGCAAGUCCACGUCGCUCUCCCUGAGCACCUCGCCCAGCCCUCGUCACUUUGCGGAGCCAUCAGGCCGCAAAACCGACGGCAAGGCAGAUGAAGACACCACGGCGUGUGAGAUAGACUCUUCGAGGAACUCCAGCAAUCGCAGCUCGCAGGUGCAGGACUCGCCCCGGUACUCGGUGCCCAACUGGAUGCGCCCUGACUUGGCUGUGAAGCCGCAGGAUGACACGCACUCGGCGGACGGAGACGCGGAAGGCCACGGCGCGGAGGAGGAUGUGGCGACCAACACGUCCUCCUCGCCCAGCCGCACUGAGCCGUCCUCGCCAGAGCAGAACGUGCCGCUGCCGGGGCAGGAGGGCAUGCCGCGGCACGAGACCUUCUUGUACCACUUGGAGCAGCAGGAGCUUCACAGGCAGGUGACGCUGGUGGUGCCUCCGGGGAUGGAUGAGACGCGCCGGGUGAACUUUAUCUUUGAGGAGCAGGAGAUGACGGUCGCCAUCCCUGAGGGAUACGACGUUGGCCAGCAGGUGACAGUGCAAGUGCCCACCCGGAAGCGCCCGCCGCUGGAGCGGAACGCCACGCAGGCCUGGCACCGGGGCCGCCAGCAUCUGCCGGACCGGCACGUCGUCAUGGAAAACCUGCGACACUGCUGCCGCGUGACAACGUCGAUCUCCUUGGACCAUCCGGAGUACAAGACGCGAUACCAGCUCUACGGCAUGUUGCAAGGCAAGAGCAUGACGCCCAUGCUCCCAGAAAUGCCGGAGGGGGACGAACAGGAUGCCCUCACAGAUGUCGCAGAGGAAGACACCAUGCCCAUUCCUGCCCAAGACUGA